Messenger RNA from Letharia columbiana, 531 nucleotides. RefSeq lists its product as uncharacterized. The coding region runs from base 1 to 531 and encodes 176 amino acids. The transcript has a single exon. NCBI's taxonomy places the organism in Eukaryota, Fungi, Ascomycota, Lecanoromycetes, Lecanorales, Parmeliaceae. The record is from RefSeq and is a predicted model, not a curated record.
AUGAACGCGUUGAACGCACAACAGAUGCGGGCGCUACAGGACUGCAACGGGAAAAUACGAUAUGAAGAGUUAUACGGCCUCCAUAGAUCCGACGUCGCUACUGCCAUCACGCCCUCCACUUCCGAUGAAACUUUUGAGCGGCGCUUUGCCAUGUGGGCAAUUGAGAAGGGUGUUUUAACAAUGGAUGCUGAGAAUAGAUACGGAUCACUUGAAGUCGGUAUACUCUGGCACAAGAAGAGGAUUGGUUGGGCUUUGAUUUAUUUGGGUCCAAAGUCAACGGUAUCGAUGGUCGACUGGGAAAGUAAGAGCCACAACGCUACUCUCGACGGUAGACAAGGUUCGGCACCAAGCAGCAUCGUCAAUAUUACCAACAAUGUUGGCGCUAUAGACGAGUCACGAGUGAAUGUAACCUGGGAACCAUUCGACGUGAAUUUUUCAAGCCUCUACGACGUCUUCAUCUUCAUCAUAAAGUCUCUGGGCAAUCUUGCCGCGCAUGUUACUUCCGAGCGCGUGGAGAAGUGGCAUGUUUGA